Molecule: messenger RNA, 2236 nt
Organism: Nerophis lumbriciformis (worm pipefish)
Lineage: Eukaryota; Metazoa; Chordata; Actinopteri; Syngnathiformes; Syngnathidae
Biological process (GO): zymogen activation
Cellular component (GO): plasma membrane
Molecular function (GO): serine-type endopeptidase activity
Source: RefSeq, a predicted model, not a curated record
AAUGAUUCAAUCAAUCGUCGUUUUUGAGGCAGCUGCUAGCAAGAAUGCUACUAUAGUAGUACAUGACGGAAACGACUAGUUAAAGCAUUAAUCGCGAUGAAUCACAAUUCAAAACUGUGAUUAAUAGAACUAAACAUGGAGGCGCGUAGGUGUAUGCUGACCUCUGCCGGCCGCUUCGGGAACGGCUAAUCACCUGGGUGGGAUAAACUCCACUUUUGACGGCAUCCUGUCUACCAACGUAAUCUUGACAUAAGAGUACUGUGACAGCCAUACUAUCGACACUUUGAGCGCGUUGACGUCACUUUAUUCAUGUCGGCGAUGUUCGUAGCCGCUGGUUACAGCCAUCCCGUACGGGCCACUUUGCUAAAGUUACCUCCUCGUGAGCUAGCACGCUUCGACUAGCCUUCAUCGUCGGCCCGGCUAGCUCAUGUCUUGUGCGGCUUGGAGCGUCCAAAAGCCUGCGACAUCACCCCCGCCACACCGGGCGCCUCUCCCACACCGCUGUUUGAUGGAAGGGUGAGGGGGGAAACGAUGUUAAGAUUCCUCCACAUUGUGCUAACAGGUCUUUUAGGUGUUCUGCGGGACAGAGUCACUGCCUUCGACAGCAUCCGACUUGUAGAUGGUGAGAACAAGUGUUCCGGGCGUGUUGAGAUCCUUCGACACAACCAGUGGGGAACGGUUUGUGACCACGGCUGGGACCUCGUGGAGGCCAACGUGGUGUGUCUGGAGCUGGCCUGCGGCUUGGCGGAGUCUGCCCACCACCGAGGGUCUGGGCCUGGCAGGGGAGAGAUCUGGCUGCGGCACGUCCAGUGCUCGGGACACGAGUCCAGUUUGAGCCGCUGUGCUGUCGUCCUCCAUAGUAGCUCCCACUGCACACAUGACAAUGACGCAGGAGUAACAUGCUCAGGUACACUUUUCAUGCCCAUCCUCUCCCUGUUAUCACCCUACAAUGUCUUCUCUGCCGGGGAGGCAGUUCGCUUCAGCUGCAGCGUCCUGCUGGCUCACAUCAGUGACUUCCACCUGUAUAAGAACGGCCUGUCCAAGCCCGUGGUGACUCAGAGGGUGGACCAAAGCCAGACCCGGGUGGAGCUGACCGUGUCCGACAUUGAGACGUUCCAGCAGGGCAGCUAUAGUUGUCGCUACAGUAUCAGAGGCAGCUCACCUUCUCAGCUGCUCGGCUCACCACCCAGCAACUCUGUCAACAUUACUGUGGUGGAGCUCCUGACUCCCCAACACUGGUACAACACGUCGUCUGACUCCCCGGCUGGUUCCGUCCUUAAGGGCCACAGUUUUAACAUCACAUGCUCCACACAGCAGGAGUACCCCGGAGGCUCCUUUCAGCUGCGGCUUAUCCGCUCCAACGGCACAGUGCGCCAGUCUCUGCCGGCCCUCGCCCCUUCUGUCACUUUCACCUUCCCCAGCGCCCAAAGCUCCAAUGAGGGCUACUACUACUGCCUGUAUCGGGUGCAGCUGGGGGGGCGCACAUUUAUCUCCAGAGAGAGCCAGGCUCUGCCCAUCGCUAUAAAAGACCCAGAUCCAGUUCUGAGUCCAGUGGUGAUCAGCUGGCUUGUUUCUGGUCUGACGUUUGUUGUAGCUGUCAUCAUAAUCGUCAUUGUGGCCAAAGUGCUGUGCAACAAGGAAAAAAGGCCCUCUGAACUGGAGCGGGAAACGCGAUCAUGUGUGGAAAACACAUAUGUUGCCUUAUCAGUUAACAAGCUAUGAUGGCGUACGCAGGCAAGCGCAUGGCUGAAGUCGGCAGGGCCGAAAUUCUGGUCAUGCUGGAUUCAGGCAGCAGGAGCUGUACCACAGAACCAAAAGGUCGGAAUCCACAAAUACAACCAGUUCAGUACAGUCUGGAUCAUACCAGGUUUCUACUUGGUGAUAAUGUUGUUUUGGAUUGCAUAAAAUGUUCAGAUUUCUGUAUCUAGCCAUAAAAAACAAACAUCCGAACACUUUGGGCCUUCUCUUUAGCCUGGUUCACAAAAUGGCAUUGCCAAGACAAAUUACAGCGAACAAAUGAAAUGUCAUCCCUGCUUUUAAUGCAUCCCAGUGAACACGGCAAACACGUUGUUAGUGACAUACUAGUGCAGGUGUCCUGAUGACAGUAUCUGUAAGCAUCCCACAAACUGUAAAAUCUAACCGUGGGAUUCCUCAGGUGUCUUCUUUACUGUGUUGAUGUAGUUCGUUUUUUUUUUUUUAUGUUAAAGGAGGUCGGUCAGAUUAUGAGUCAAAUCUA